Molecule: messenger RNA, 224 nt
Organism: Rotaria sordida
Lineage: Eukaryota; Metazoa; Rotifera; Eurotatoria; Philodinida; Philodinidae
Source: the annotation of a GenBank genome assembly
UUAAAAAUCGAGACGAAAAUACUAUGGUAACAUGGAUUCAAAACUCUACAUUGUUUGUUGGUAUCGACGCAAGCCAAUCUUCCUUUCAAUUUUACCAGAGCGGUAUUUAUACGGACAACUCCUGCUCACAAACGGUGAUUGAUCAUACGAUGCAACUUGUUGGUUAUGGAAAGACGUCCUCGGGAGAUCUCUUUUGGAUAUGCAAGAAUAGUUGGGGUAAGUAG